UUGUCAACUUAUUUAUGUCACAAUUUAUUUAUGUCACAAAAAGUAUCAUAGAAAAAAUAUAAAAAUAUGCUGGGACAUGGUGAAGUUCCUCGAUAUGUUCCAAACUGGUGGAACCCAUAUUCUCAUAAUGUCGGUCAAACAGAUCCAAGAAAGAAGCAAAAAUUAAUAGUCAUCGUUAAACUGGUUUUGGUGGUAAUUACCAUGUCAGGCGGAGCAAUUUUGGCUUUAUGUUUAAAUAUUUUUAUGCCUGCUGGUCAACAACGUUCGAAUUUUUCAGACAGCGACCCAUGCAUGCAAGGGAACAAUUUCGAAACCCCAUUAAAUCAACGAAUGCCUCGGAAAUUUGAUACAAAUGCGCUGCAGAAAGAAGAAACCACUACUCCGACCCGUAUCCAAUACCAAUCAUCUAAACAUUUUUUAAUAACACCUUACCGACCCCAUUAAGAAUAAAUAUUCUUAUAGUCAUUAAUGUUCAGUAGGGUUUUACACAUGGUUUUACACGUUUUCCUUCACCCAAUGAUAUUGUAUUCUAAGCGUUUAUAUUAUUUUAAGCUAAUUUAAUUAAAAAACCUCUUUCCUGAGACAAGCUUAA
Molecule: messenger RNA, 592 nt
Organism: Dendroctonus ponderosae (mountain pine beetle)
Lineage: Eukaryota; Metazoa; Arthropoda; Insecta; Coleoptera; Curculionidae
Exons: 3
Coding region: 67-444 (125 amino acids)
Source: RefSeq, a predicted model, not a curated record